GAAUUUGAAAGUAGAAAAUGCAGAAUUGUUGAAAGAACUGGAGGUGAUCCAAGUCGAAAACGAACAGAUGCGUGCAGAAAAUACCGAGGCACGAGAUCAGUCAAAGGCACAAGCGGAUGAAUUGCAAAACCAAGUUGAUACCCUCAAAAUCUCGGAUACGAACUACGACUGAUCGAAGCCCAACAAAAAGCGCAAGCACUGGCAGAGGAAUUGAGCCAGUACCAAACAAAGCAGGGCGCAAAUUAUGAUGGCUGUGAUUCCAGUUUGCUGGAUGACAUCAUGGAACAAUACAAACGUCAAUGUGAACUUGUCAAAGAGUUUGAAGUCAACAACCGUAUAUUAAAGGAAGAACUGACGUAUUACCGAAACAACUAUCCUGAUUUCGAAAAAGUGCUUGAACAGAAGCUCAGUUUGCAACGCGAAAAUGCUCAGGCACAGCAACUCAAAGUAGCAUACCGAAAGUUACAAGAAGAAAACGAACGAUUACAGAAUGAACGAAAAGAAUGGGCUCAGUAUCUCGAAUCAAGCGACACAGCAGAUCAGCUGAACACACCACGUGACAUCAUCUAUCGAUUAGCGCAUGAAAAACAAGCUAUUCAAGAAUCUCAAUCGCAAGUACAACAACUCAAAGAGCGACUUGAACGAAGCGAGGCUAGAGAUGUUGAAUUAAACAACAAGCUUGAAGAAUCGCAUGCCAAGAUUGCCGAACUCGAGACUCUCGCCAAGAAAAAUGAGGUCGAAAAGGAAGUAGCAGUGCAAGAAAAGCAACUCAUAAUUCUCCAUCGUGACAUGUUGGCUUCUCAAGUAGCAAGCAUGUCAAAGUUGGAAGAAGAAGCUACAACAUCAGAAGAUAAAACUUUCCCGUUGACCCAUCGUAUCGAGGAGCUCGAAUCGUUGUUAAAAGAAUAUCAAGGUCAAUUGGCUCAAACAAAAAACACACUCAUUCGCGAACGAGCACAGCGAGCAACUGCACCACCACCAUCAUCAUCGUCAUCGUUUGUAUCCAGUAGCGGAGGGGUUGAAAGCCAACAGCAGCAUGCUACGGAUGAACGUAUCUUGGAGCUCAAAAGUAGUCCCGCCAAUAUCGAACAACAGUGUCGCUCAGAGGAAUUGUCGCGCCUUCGAACUGAAAACAGACAACUACUGGCCCAGCUACUGUUGUAUCAACAAGAUAAUUAUGAUGAUACUGUGGACGUUGGUGAAAAGCGAAAGCGAGAAGUAGGCGGAUCAUCAUCGGGAGAGCAGUUGGGCGACGGACACACAAUCAAGAUCCCGCGAGUUACGCUGGAUACUUUGGAACAAGAUAAAGAACAGCUCAAGAGCGAAAAGGCUGGAUUGGAAAAGCGUAUACGUCGUCUUAAUGAGAAAUAUGGUGUACGACACCAGGCAACCUUGGAUCAGAUCGAGCGGCUAUUAGGGUACAAGUUGAUAUUUACACAAGACAAUAUCAAGAUCAGCUCAGCGGCUGUGGAUAGCGAUCAACUUCUGUUCAUAUAUACAGUUGAUGAAUUCGACCGUCCUAAGCUGCGUGUCUCUGGAGCAGCCAGAAACGAUUACAUGGAGUAUCUUCGAGGCACAUAUGAUACCUUUAUCGGUGAACAAGGCAAUAUACCAGCGUUCUUGAGUUCCGUCACUUUGGAACUUACGAAUAUACAUGCCGCGCAAUGGGAUGCUGCCCAAGAGUCAUCUGGAAUAUUUGAAGAGACGUCUGAAACAUACUACGAUACUGAAAAUGCAUACGACCACGAUGAAGGACAAUCUAUCCAUAUGGAUGAGGGCGAAUACUACGAGGAAGGAGAGGUACAAGAAGAAGAAGAGGAAUACUACGACGAUGAGGAGUAUGAUGAAAUGAAUGAGAAUGAUCUCAGCGAUCAAUCUCGUGAAGGACCUGGAUAUAACCACGAUGAGCCCAUCACGAUUGAUGACGAUGACGAUUAAAGAGUAUUUUUAAAAAAAUGCUAUCAAUUCAUGCGAGUCCACAAGUGGUUUUUGUAUUACAGUUGGGGAGGUGUUUUCUUACUUUUGUAUGCGGG
This is a messenger RNA of Zychaea mexicana, 2033 nucleotides long. RefSeq lists its product as uncharacterized. Gene Ontology annotation, cellular component: nuclear envelope; kinetochore; mitotic spindle. The record is from RefSeq and is a predicted model, not a curated record. Gene Ontology annotation, biological process: attachment of mitotic spindle microtubules to kinetochore; mitotic spindle assembly checkpoint signaling. The transcript is spliced from 8 exons. Lineage: Eukaryota; Fungi; Mucoromycota; Mucoromycetes; Mucorales; Lichtheimiaceae. Bases 280 to 1938 code for a protein of 552 amino acids.